CUUGCCACCAGCAUUGCCAGCGUGCAGCUGCCCUGCACUGAUGCAAACUUUCAUGGCCGGACGGAAAUAAAGACGAAAUUGUGGAGAGGACAGUGAAACCUUUUGUUUAACGGAGCAGGAAAAUUCUAAAUUCUUGACACAUGUUGCAUCCUCGGACAACAGGAUGAAAAUGUUCCCAGCAUUGAUUUCGACCAUCUGCUUGACAGGCGGCCUGGCGUUCUUGGGUGAAGGAGUUCCAGGAAAGAGCAGACAAAGAGACUUGGUGACAGGACGGUGCCACACACGGAUAAACCUCUUCAGCAGCAGAUGAUGCAUGACGCUGGGAUCCACCCUGCCUUACACAAGAUUCUCUCAGGAAGUGAAGAUCUUUCCAACACAAAGGACCCUCUGCCAUGGCGCAAACCUGGAAUUCCGAACUAACUCUUCUUUAAUAAGACUUUUGGAUACAAAAUUAAAAAGAAACUUACUCCGUCAUGAGUCUCGGAAAACUUCCAGGGAUUAAAGGCCUCGUGUCUGCAGGCUCUCAGGAGAGACGUCGUUUCAAGAGCGACCUCUCGGUGGACAUGAUCAGCCCGCCGCUGGGCGACUUCCGACACACCAUGCACGUGGGCCGCGGCGGAGACGUGUUUGGUGACACUUCUUUCCUCAGCAACUACGGAGGCGUCAAAGAGCCGGGGAGCCCCGACUCGGCAAACAGCUCCAAGUCUACGGGCUUCUUCACACGUACCUUCAGGCACAUCCGGAAGAAUUCUGGGCCACGGGGGGAACCUCGGAACUCUUCAUCCCCGCCGCCUGACAUCUCACCCAUCAUCAAGAACGCCGUUUCGCUGCCCCAACUCAACAUUGAUCCUCCCAAUGGUCGCCUGCCGAGGCUCCCGAAUUCCAUCAGCGCGACAGAUAGCGCCAUCUGCACAUAUGGUAUUCAAUCUGGAUUUGUCACUCUGCCUCGCUUCUCUCGCCACGACAGACCGUUUCUAGACGGAGAGCACAGAGUGUCUAUGCGAGAACGAAACGGUAAACCCGUGACCCGUUCGGACUCCCUCACCUCCUUCACGUUGGAUCUCGGCCCCUCCCUGAUGUCCGAGGUUCUGGGCUUGUUUGACAACCCCAGCUACCUCCAGGAGGUCAGCAAGGUUGUCGCAGCGGAGGAGGAAGAGAAAAAUGACGAGGAGGAUGAUAGAUCUCUAACAGAGACAUUUGUGAGUUCGAGCAACUCGUCAGUGCGCGGCGGAUCAUCGAGAAGGAACGUGAACAGUAAGGAGAAUUCUUCUAGCAGCAGCUGGACAGAGGAGGACAGGAGAUCAGUUGCGUCAUCCUCCAAAUCUCCUCCAAGGUCUCCCCCCAUAAAAGAAGCUGCCAUGGAGUCAGAGCAAUUCCAGAGGGCAGCUGAUGUGCUGUCUCGACAUUAUGGAGGAGGACCCGUCACAAGGCUGAGUCCUCCUCUCUCCAAAACACCAUAUGCGUUUUCUGAAGAGGAAGAAGAAAUCAAAGUGUAGAUCAGGAUGAGGAAUACCACUCUGUAGUAAUCUUGCUGCCACCAUUUUAUACAAUUUAUUUAAGUUAUUGUAAUAGCACAUCUGGUUUAGAGAUUUAGCUUUCAUAGUCCAACCCAGCGGCGCCUGGAAAGCGGACUUUAAACCGAUGAUGAUGAUGAUGAUGAUGAUGAUAGUGAAAGGAAUGAAAAGGGAUUUACACGAUUCACUUUUUUAGUAGUAAAUGGUUAAAUGUGAGCAAUUUAUUCCCCAGAUGUCUAACCACAUUAUUUGAAUUGUGUUGUCAUUUACUGUUAUAAUGCAAGUAAAAAAGCAAUUUGUUGUUAAUAAAGUUUCUUACGAAA
This is a messenger RNA of Syngnathus typhle (broad-nosed pipefish), 1837 nucleotides long. It is a transcript of the gene cdc42ep1b, whose product is annotated as CDC42 effector protein (Rho GTPase binding) 1b. Bases 474 to 1496 code for a protein of 340 amino acids. Lineage: Eukaryota; Metazoa; Chordata; Actinopteri; Syngnathiformes; Syngnathidae. The transcript is spliced from 5 exons. The record is from RefSeq and is a predicted model, not a curated record.